AUGGGGGCCGGGCUGCUGAGGGCCCUCCUGGGCCUCACACUGGCCCAGGUGCAGAUGACCCCACAGGGCCUGGACCUGCAGAAGAUGGUAGGAUUCUGGUGGGAAGCUGGUGUGGCCUCCAGAGAAAACUUGGCACUAAAGACCCCGAAGAGGCUGGAGGCCUUGUUCCUGACCGUGAGUGGGGAGACGCUGACCGUGACGGUCGCCUACAACAACUCAGGCAGUUGUCAGACUGAAGAAAUAGUGAGCUCAGAAAUGAAUGUUUUGGGGAAAUUUGUGUUUCCUGGCCGCCGGGAGAUCCACGUGAUAGACACGGACUAUGAGCAGUACGCCAUCCUGCGCGUGUCCCUCCAGUGGCAGAACAAGGAGUUUUACGUGUUCAAGUAUUUCACUCGGAGCCUGGGCGGCAAGUGUGAGCCCGGGUUCCUGAAGUUCCGGGAGCUGACCACAGACAUGGGGCUGUACCUGGUGGGCCGGCACGGGAGGUGUGCUAGGCUCCUGAAGGAGGUGAGUCUUAACCCCCAGCUGAGAGCUGACCUAGGGGAGCCGCUGCCCCCAAGGGGAUGCUUGGAGCCCGGCUCACCCGGCCUCCCUGGGCCGCCAGCCCUGGGAGGCCACCUGCAGCUGCUCUGUCCUAAUAAACUCUACAGCCAAACCCAUGGUCCCGUCUUUCCUGGGGGGCGAGGGGUGACGGGUGAGCUGGUGGGGUCAACAAACGUUCAGCAGCUGCCCUGGAGCCUCUGCCGUGAGCGGCAGGCUGAGCUGAGACCCCCUCCGGCCUGGCUACUGUCGGCCACCGGCGGGAAGCCCACCCCCUUGUCUCUGCUGGGCAGAUGGCUGACACUUGGAGGUGGGGUGCAGUCAAGGACCAUGAGGGCAGCUGGGGUGUCGGGGCAGCUGCCCACCUGCCAGGCGGACCUGGACACGUGCCUUCCACCCCUGCUCAUGAAGCUGUUCACCCGUGGGACGGAGAGACGCUAUCCCCGCCGCAGGGAACAGUUCCGUGGGUGA
Molecule: messenger RNA, 1011 nt
Organism: Rangifer tarandus platyrhynchus (Svalbard reindeer)
Lineage: Eukaryota; Metazoa; Chordata; Mammalia; Artiodactyla; Cervidae
Source: the annotation of a GenBank genome assembly